AUGUCUCGCCCUCUCGUCGUUGACAUUCACACCCAUGUCUACCCCCCAUCAUACAUGGCGAUGCUCCGCGCUCGCAAAACAGUCCCCUACAUCCACGACCCAGUCAACGGCGAACCACGCCUGAUAAUCCUCUCAUCAGACGACGACCCCGCAAUCCCAAUUGACCAGCGCGGCCGUCCAGUCGACUCAUCCUAUUCCGACAUCAACGUCAAAUUAAACUUCAUGCAACAGCACGGUAUCGACUGCAGCGUGAUUUCCCUCGCAAACCCAUGGCUGGACUUCCUCGAGCCCCCCGAAGCCCAGAAAUGGGCCGAGCAGAUCAACAAUGAUCUGGAAGUUACCUGUGCGAAGCACAACGCCUCCACUAAUCCAGACAAGACCCUCCCUCUGCAGGGGCGCUCGACGCUGUUCGCUUUCGCGGCUUUGCCGCUCAGCGCGCCGAGUCCCCAGAUCAUCGUAGACGAGAUCAAAAGACUCAAAACCCUGCCGCAUAUCCGCGGCGUCAUUAUGGGGACGUCCGGACUGGGCAGUGGUCUUGACGACGACCGGCUUGGGCCGAUUUGGGCUGCGCUAGAGGAAACGCAGCUCCUUCUCUUCUUGCAUCCUCACUAUGGUCUUCCCAGUGAGGCGUUUGGUGGUGCAGAGGCGACAGGUCGCUAUGGCCAUGUCCUUCCUCUGGCGUUGGGGUUCCCUCUCGAGACUACCAUUGCGGUUACCCGCAUGCUGCUGGCUCGAGUCUUUGACGAGUUCCCGCGGCUGCAGAUCUUGCUGGCGCACUCCGGUGGCACGUUGCCGUUUUUAGCAGGGCGCAUCGAAAGUUGUAUUUUGCAUGAGCGCAAGUUUGUGCAGAAUGGCGGGGAUGUUCCUGGCCCGCAGAGGAGUAUCUGGGGGGUUUUGAAGACGAAUAUCUUCCUUGAUGCGGUGGUUUACGGUGUUGCUGGGUUGAAGGCGGCAGUCACUGUUGGGGGAGGUACUGAUCGUCUUAUGUUUGGUACUGAUCAUCCAUUUUUCCCUCCUCUGAAUGAAGGAGAGAAAGAAUGGCUCAGUGUGACGACGAACUAUAAGGCUAUAGAUGAGACUUUUGAGGGAGAGAAGGAUACUGUGGCUGCAGUUCUGGGCGGAAAUGCCGCUCGUGUUCUGAACUUAGAGUAA
Messenger RNA from Penicillium soppii, 1152 nucleotides. Its product is annotated as amidohydrolase family protein. The transcript has 2 exons. Gene Ontology annotation, biological process: secondary metabolic process. Gene Ontology annotation, cellular component: cytoplasm; cytosol. Gene Ontology annotation, molecular function: hydrolase activity; carboxy-lyase activity. Bases 1 to 1152 code for a protein of 383 amino acids. NCBI's taxonomy places the organism in Eukaryota, Fungi, Ascomycota, Eurotiomycetes, Eurotiales, Aspergillaceae. The record is from RefSeq and is a predicted model, not a curated record.